AUGUGUAAUAUUUAUCGAAAAUUAUGUUUCAAAAACAAAAAAUCAAUUGAUGAAAUUAUUUUAUCCCGUUUGUAUUAUGCAAGUUUGUAUGAUGAAUUAGAUUUGAAAAGUAUUGAAAUAACUGAAACUUCUUGUUCAUUAAUAGCUGAAACUUUAAAACUUGUACCCACAAUAAAAAUUUGGAAUUUAUCUGAUUGUUUACUUACGACCAAGAGUUUGAAAUUAUUUUUAGAUGUUGUAUACCAAUUGAAAAACUUAUCACAGUUAAAUUUGAAAGGCAAUCAUAUUGGAAAUAAUUUCACAACUUAUAUUUCUAAUAUAUUAUUAAAUAAUUCUUGUAUUACUGAGCUUAGGUUAGAUUGGAAUGACCUUGGAGGUUCAAUAAAUACAUUUUCUCAGUUUUGUAAUAGUUUAAUGUCGAAUACAGUUUUAAAAACUUUAAAUUUGGCAAAUAAUAAUUUGUGUCAAAAAUGUGGAUUUUAUUUAGCAGAAAUGUUAAACGUUAAUAAAUGUUUAAAAGAUAUUGAUUUAAGUUGGAAUUGUAUAGGAGAAACAGGAGCAACUUUUUUAUUGAAAUCUUUAAAAAAAAAUGAAAUUCUUACAGUACUAAACAUUCAAGGUAACUCUGUAUCAAUGGAAAUAACUAAUUUAAUAGAUAAAAUAUUAGAAGAAAAGAAAUUGCGUUUAAUUAAUCAAGAAGAAAAUCGGUGUAGAAACUUAAAAGUUGUUGAACAAGUAACCUCAGUUACUAAAAACUACCAAACACAGUUGAAUUCCCUUAAUAAUCAAUAUCACCACAGAAUUAAUGAAUUAAAAUCAGAACUACAUCUUCUUCAAGUAGAAAAUCAGCAACAAAAACAAGAAAUUGAAGAGAUGAAAAAAUAUUGUUUAAAGGAAAAAGAAUCUAAUACAAUAGUUAUAAAUCAAAUAGAAAAGAUGAAAUCAGAAUUGUCGUUUAAAAAACAAAGUUUAAAUUCACUUAUAAAAGAAAUAAGUUUUGAAUUACCUAGUUCUGACUUAAAAAAUAUAAAUUCUUUAGAGGAUUUAGAAAAGUUGACUUAUAUUAUCAGAAAAAUAAAAAUUAAUAAUAAAAUUAAUACAUUUAAAUUCUUACUUAAAAACUUGAAAGCUUUAAUGGAAAUUGAAUUAAAGAAAUAUACUGAUUAUUUAACGGAUAUUAAAAAAUUACUUCUUAUACAUACAACUCGUCAUUAUAUGUCAAACAAAAUUCACAAUGACAUAAAUAUGAAAAUAUUAAUGGAGCAAGAAAAAAUAGAUGAUUUUGAAAAACAGACAAAAGAGUUAGUCUUAUUGAAUAUGCAGACAAAAACAUUACAAAAAGAAAAUACGGAUUUAGAAAUUAAAUUAGCCAAAGCUGAAACACAGUCUGUAGAAGAUAAUAAGAAAAUGAGAGAACUUGAAAAUAGUUUAAUAUUAACUAAAGAUGAAUUAGUAAAGGCUUAUCAAAAACACCUAUCUGACAAAGAAAUUCAAAAUUCAAAUACUCAAGCAUGUUUUGAUGCAUUUUCAAAAGAUAUAGAUACUCUUAAUAUUUAUCUCACAAAGAAAGAUCAACAGUUACAACUUUUUAAAAUGGAAAUACAUCAAAUGAAUAUAAAUCAUAAAAGUGAAUUGUCAAUACUUAAGGAAAAAUUGCAAUCAGAAAAACAAAAAUUUACAAUAAAAAAGUAA
Sipha flava (yellow sugarcane aphid) is the source of this 1692-nucleotide messenger RNA. Its product is annotated as leucine-rich repeat-containing protein 45-like. The transcript is spliced from 10 exons. The record is from RefSeq and is a predicted model, not a curated record. Gene Ontology annotation, molecular function: protein binding. NCBI's taxonomy places the organism in Eukaryota, Metazoa, Arthropoda, Insecta, Hemiptera, Aphididae. Bases 1 to 1692 code for a protein of 563 amino acids.